AAGCGGUUGCGGGCUCACAAGGGAGGAGGAAACAAGAUUGUUUUAUUUUUUGAAAAAUCUCGAAGAGCAACACAGCCGUAGUUAAUCCCACACAACAAUGACGGGGUCGAACGAGUUUAAACUGAACCAGGGUCCCGAAGACAGCAUCUCUGCAGUGAAGUUCAGCCCCAGCACUGCCCAGUUCCUGCUGGUCUCCUCCUGGGACUCCACAGUCCGCCUGUUCGAUGUCGGCGGUAACUCCAUGAGAAUGAAGUACCAGCACUUGGCACCGGUGUUGGAUUGUGCCUUUUACGACCCCACACAUGCAUGGAGUGGAGGCCUGGAUAUGCAGCUGAAAACGCAUGAUUUAAAUACAGACCAAGACACGAUAGUGGGAACGCACGACGCCCCGAUUCGCUGUGUGGAAUACUGCCCGGAGGUCAACGUCAUGGUAACCGGCAGCUGGGACAGGUCGGUUCGACUGUGGGACCCGAGGACCCCGUGCAAUGCUGGCACCUUCACUCAGCCUGAAAAGGUCUACACUCUCUCAGUGGCGGGAGACAGGCUGAUUGUGGGAACGGCGGGGCGGAGGGUCCUGGUGUGGGACCUGAGGAACAUGGGCUACGUUCAGCAGAGGAGGGAGUCAUCUCUGAAAUACCAGACCCGCUGUAUCCGAGCUUUUCCCAACAAGCAGGGAUACGUCCUGAGCUCUAUAGAAGGCCGUGUUGCUGUGGAGUACCUGGACCCCAGCCUGGAGGUUCAGAAGAAGAAAUACGCCUUUAAAUGCCACAGGCUGAAGGAAAACGGCAUCGAGCAGGUUUACCCGGUCAAUGCCAUCUCCUUCCACAGCGUUCACAACACCUUCGCCACAGGUGGCUCCGACGGCUUCGUCAACAUCUGGGACCCCUUCAACAAGAAGCGUCUGUGCCAGUUCCACCGCUACCCGACCAGCAUCGCCUCGCUGGCCUUCAGCAACGACGGCUCCACGCUGGCCAUCGCCUCGUCCUACAUGCAGGAGCAGGGAGACAUCAGCCACCCCGAGGACGCCAUCUUCAUCCGACAGGUCACGGACGCCGAGACCAAGCCUAAGUCGACCUGAACCCCGGACAGGAGGGGUGGUUCAAGGUGCAUUGUCGUCUUGAACGCACCAGCUGAAGCUUGCAUCUCCCGGGAAAUAUCUGCUGGCAUCCAGUCGAACCUUAAUCCCGCUCCCCUCUGAAUUUAUUUCUGCGUUUGCUACUUGUUCUCCUAAAGAGAAAUGUUUUAUUUUAGGCAACCAAAACAUGAACGCGU
This is a messenger RNA of Megalops cyprinoides (Indo-Pacific tarpon), 1272 nucleotides long. RefSeq names its product BUB3 mitotic checkpoint protein (gene bub3). Gene Ontology annotation, molecular function: ubiquitin binding. Gene Ontology annotation, biological process: mitotic spindle assembly checkpoint signaling. Bases 98 to 1078 code for a protein of 326 amino acids. The record is from RefSeq and is a predicted model, not a curated record. NCBI's taxonomy places the organism in Eukaryota, Metazoa, Chordata, Actinopteri, Elopiformes, Megalopidae. The transcript has 8 exons. Gene Ontology annotation, cellular component: bub1-bub3 complex; kinetochore; mitotic checkpoint complex.